Molecule: messenger RNA, 660 nt
Organism: Ilex paraguariensis (yerba mate)
Lineage: Eukaryota; Viridiplantae; Streptophyta; Magnoliopsida; Aquifoliales; Aquifoliaceae
Source: the annotation of a GenBank genome assembly
AUGCUGAUUGGUCACAGGGAGAGAAUUGAGUAUGAGAUAGGCAAGAAGAUCAAGAGAGAAUCCGAUGCCUCUUCUCAAAUGGGAAGGAGACAUAUGUUGGGGCCUCCCGGAACCCUAAACACAAUUACACCUUGCGCCGCCUGUAAGCUGCUGAGACGACGGUGUGCACAAGAAUGCCCCUUUUCUCCAUAUUUCUCACCCCAUGAACCCCAAAAGUUUGCUUCUGUUCACAAAGUCUUCGGUGCAAGUAAUGUUUCAAAGAUGCUGAUGGAGGUUCCGGAGAGUCAAAGAGCAGAUGCUGCAAACAGUCUGGUUUAUGAGGCGAAUGUAAGGCUGAGAGAUCCGGUUUAUGGGUGCAUGGGUGCAAUUUCGGCUUUGCAGCAACAAGUUCAAUCUUUACAAGCUGAACUUAAUGCAGUAAGGACAGAGAUACUGAAUUACAAGUAUAGACAAACCAAUGUCCUUCCUUCUUCUCAUGUAGCUUUGCUUUCUUCUGGGGCCAUUUCAAUUGCUGCACCACCACUGCCACCAUCCCCAGUGCCUCCACCACCUCCUCCUUCACUUCCUCCUGUUUCUUCUUCCUCUUCUAUGUACACCCCACCAACCACUGCAACCGAUUUUAGUACCUUUUCGAAUGCAAAUGUCUCCUACUUUGGUUAA